AUGCGCGGUAUUCUUCUCUCAAUCCUCCAGCUUGCCUGCAUCUGCGUCGCAGACAUUCCUUCCUGGGACUCAUGGCCUCAUCAACGCGUUCAAGUAAAUGACGAUGUUAGCAUUCACCUGCGCUAUUACGGCACUGGACCUCCUGUCCUUCUAAUCCAUGGAAACCCUCAACAUAGUCUCUCCUACUCUACCGUCGCCCCCAUUCUGGCCGCCAAAAAUUACUCCGUGAUUUGCGCCGACAACCGUGGCGCCGGCGACUCUUCAAUUCCAGCAGACGGCAACUAUACCGCCUCUGCACACGCCGAUGACUUCAAAAAAGUACUAGACUUCCUGCACAUCAACGAAGCCUACAUCUUCUCUCACGAUAAGGGAUCUGGAAUUGCAGCGGCGUUUGCCGCUAAAUAUCCUUCUUACGCGAAGAGAAUCGUCUUCUCCGAGUAUGCCUUACCUGGCUUUGGAUAUGAGGAGUUCUGGACUCCUAGCUCAGGCGGUGGCAUCGGCUGGGACUUGUACAAGAAUUGGCAGCUAGGCUUCUUCAGUGUCCCAGACGCAGCACAAUACUUUAUCCAAGGCCGUGAGAAGGAGAUGCUGGCGUGGUACUUCUGGCACGCUUCAUACUCUGGCAACGAAGCCAUUAGUCUGGCCCAUUUGAAUCGCUACGCAACGUCUAUAUCGAAACCAGGAUUCCUGCGAAGCAUGCUUAACAUAUUCUCGGUAUCGACAGUGACCCAAGAUGCUUCAUUCUUCAACGCAUCACUUGGUGCCAACCCGUUGGCAAUGCCGGCGUUGGCUCUUGGAGGCGAGGCUAGUUUUGCGCCGGAGGCUGUGUUGCAGCAAAUCUUUGGGCCGGUGUCCAGUGACCUCCAAGUUGAUGUAGUGCCAAAGGCAGGCCAUUGGGUACUGGAUGAAAAUCCUGUAUGGGUUGCUGAUCGGGUGUUGAAGUUCUUUGGAGAGGAUUCCCAGGGUAUCCCCAGUGUGGACUUGUCUUUUUUGACGAACCAGGUGACACUUGUUUGA
This is a messenger RNA of Penicillium cataractarum, 1017 nucleotides long. Its product is annotated as alpha/beta fold hydrolase. The record is from RefSeq and is a predicted model, not a curated record. The transcript is spliced from 2 exons. Bases 1 to 1017 code for a protein of 338 amino acids. Gene Ontology annotation, molecular function: catalytic activity. Lineage: Eukaryota; Fungi; Ascomycota; Eurotiomycetes; Eurotiales; Aspergillaceae.